ACUGAAGGGUAUAGGUUCUUGGCUUCUUGCUUAGAGAGUAGAGACAGUACUAGAGAGAGCAAUCAUAAACUUGACUGAGAAACAAGGUUAUGGCUUUGGGGUGGUUUGGAAUUAGGAGGGUAAUCUGGGGCUGCCCUUGCCCUUUAUUUGGGUUGUUGGUUUUGGGGUUGAUGGGCAUGGGAAGAGUAGCUGUAGUGGAGAGUUUAAACCUAUCAUCGUCAUCCACUUCCAAGUUCUCGAGCUGCGAAUUCCCAGCGAUCUACAACUUCGGGGACUCCAACUCAGAUACCGGCGCUAGAUCCGCGGCGUUCGAUGCGAUCCCUCCCCCCAACGGCGAGACCUUCUUUGGCAAGCCCUCCGGCAGGUCCUGCGAUGGCCGUCUCAUUAUCGAUUUCAUUGCGGAGGAAUUGGGAUUACCGUAUUUGAGCGCGUACCUGGACUCAAUUGGAACCAGUUUCAGGAAGGGGGCGAACUUCGCCGCAGGAGGGGCGUCCAUUCGCCAAGGAGGUUACAGUCCCUUCCAUCUCGAUAUCCAGAUCUCUCAAUUUCAACAAUUCAAAGCACGCUCUCUGCAACAACUCGCAGGGAAAAGCGCAGCUUGCAAGAACAAUCUACCGAGACCAGAGGAUUUCUCCAAGGCUUUGUACACAUUCGAUAUCGGCCAGAACGAUCUCUCCUACGGGUUUCAACACACGUCAGAAGAUCAAGUUCGAGCUUCAGUUCCUGAUAUUCUCGAUCAAUUCUCUUCGGCCAUUCAGCGACUUUAUGAGGAAGGGGCGAGGACAUUUUGGGUACAUAAUACGGGGCCGGUGGGCUGUUUGCCUUACGCCGUUAUAUAUUACCCAAACAAGGACGGUUCGCAUCUGGACCAGAACGGGUGUGUACGGACCCAAAACGAGGUGGCCCAGGACUUCAACCGGCAGCUUUUGGACCGGAUCACACUACUCAGGACUCAGUUCCCGCUAGCGGUUUUCACAUACGUCGACGUGUAUUACGCGAAAUAUGAUCUCAUCACCAAUGCCAUGAAUCAAGGUUUCGUGGACCCACUUAAGUUUUGUUGUGGAAGCUAUUACGGCUAUCAUGUGGAUUGUGGGAAGAAGGCAGUGAUCAACGGGACCGUCUACGGAAAUGCUUGUGAGAACCCUAGUAGUUACGUUAGUUGGGAUGGGAUCCAUUACUCUCAGGAAGCCAAUCGUCGUGUUGCAAUCCGCAUCUUUAAUGGUUCCUUGUCCCACCCACCCAUUCCUAUCACUAAAGCCUGUCACGCUUCCUCGUCUUCAUAAAUCAUAACCCCAUCGCCUCAUCUCUCU
Messenger RNA from Telopea speciosissima, 1310 nucleotides. Its product is annotated as GDSL esterase/lipase At5g14450-like. The coding region runs from base 90 to 1283 and encodes 397 amino acids. The transcript has 4 exons. The record is from RefSeq and is a predicted model, not a curated record. Gene Ontology annotation, molecular function: hydrolase activity, acting on ester bonds. Lineage: Eukaryota; Viridiplantae; Streptophyta; Magnoliopsida; Proteales; Proteaceae.